CUCCGGUAACUCCUCGUCGGAAGUGUCCCCGCUGGUAGCUCGUUCCAGGUCAAGCCCUCGAGCGCCCUGAAGUUGGAGGGACUCCUUGAGAACAUUCGCCAAUGUGGACAAGGCACUCGCAAAAAUCGGCUCCAUUUUCUGUUCUCGCUACACACGCCCGCCGUCGAGCCCAGGAAGCCCUCUCUAGGUGACAUGAUAUGUAAGGAGAUUUCCGGAGGCAACUAUGUUUUGCCUGGGGAACUGCCACGAAGGAAGAGGAAGGCAAUCGCGAAGCGCAGCAAGCUGAAGGGCGAUGGAGUUGAGGUCCAGAAUGCCAUGAGUCAAGCUCAGAGCCCGUGCCCGGUGCUUAAGGGCCAUGAACAGGUCUAUGGCGAGAAUGAGAAUCUGAGGUUGCAGCUGGCUCAGAAGACGAGCGAGCUCAAGCAGGAAGAGAACCGUAGGCUCAAGUUAGAGUUGCUUCUGAAGGCGAAGGAGAUGGAGUCCCUGCGGAAGGAGAAUGAAGAGCUGAAAGCUGAGAAUGAGCAACUUAGAAAGAAUCCUGCAGUUGUUUUGCGUAUUUCCAACUCAUUGCUAGCAUUAUCUACUCUUAGUGCGUAA
Messenger RNA from Panicum hallii, 597 nucleotides. RefSeq lists its product as uncharacterized. NCBI's taxonomy places the organism in Eukaryota, Viridiplantae, Streptophyta, Magnoliopsida, Poales, Poaceae. The record is from RefSeq and is a predicted model, not a curated record. The transcript has 4 exons. Bases 193 to 597 code for a protein of 134 amino acids.